ACAAAGCUCCAAAACCUUCUGGCUUAUUUGAUAUGUGCAGGAGUAAAGAAAACUCACCUGAUAUAGUGGAGCAAUCAAACAUAAAUUAUGAUGAAGAAAAUUCUGAACAAUAUACUGUAUUGUCCCAAAAUUUAACAAAUACAAAUCCAACAUCUAUAUCAAGUGAUAAUAAUAUGAUGGAUAAAAUGCAAUGUGUCUGUCAUACAGUAAUGAAAGUGUUUAAUCAAAUGGUUUCCCUUCAAAAGGAUGUAAAUGUUAUAAAAAUUGAUGUGAUGAAAAAUCAAAAUUUAAUAGCAGAAGUAAUUGACAGACAAAACCACCAAACAACUCAAAAUCAAACAGUUGAAAACAUAACUCGGUCAAAUUUAAAAAUACCGUUACAGACCAUGGAACAACUUGACAGUCUUGAAGCCGAUGAUGAACUUAAACAAAUCUUAGCUAAUGUUAUUCGCAGAAAUGGAAAGUCAUUUGACUCAAAAAGAACUACUUAUCAAAUAAUGAAGAUAGUUUUGGAAAAUCGCAUGGCUGAGGGAUUGAACAUGGAGGGAAGAGGAGAGAAGCGAGCACUUGGAAAAAUGGAAAUUUAUGCUGUGAAGUUCAUGUUUCCCGAAGAAUCACUGAAACUGAUUAAAAUACAUAUGAGUGAUUGGCUAAAGCAGGCUCCUAAGAGGAAAUCCCAACAAUAA
This is a messenger RNA of Metopolophium dirhodum (rose-grain aphid), 686 nucleotides long. RefSeq lists its product as uncharacterized. The record is from RefSeq and is a predicted model, not a curated record. The coding region runs from base 33 to 686 and encodes 217 amino acids. NCBI's taxonomy places the organism in Eukaryota, Metazoa, Arthropoda, Insecta, Hemiptera, Aphididae. The transcript is spliced from 6 exons.